This is a messenger RNA of Chrysochloris asiatica (Cape golden mole), 1323 nucleotides long. It is a transcript of the gene SETD4, whose product is annotated as SET domain containing 4. The record is from RefSeq and is a predicted model, not a curated record. Gene Ontology annotation, molecular function: histone H3K36 methyltransferase activity; histone H3K4 methyltransferase activity; transcription coactivator activity. The transcript is spliced from 10 exons. Gene Ontology annotation, biological process: peptidyl-lysine monomethylation; positive regulation of transcription by RNA polymerase II; peptidyl-lysine dimethylation. The coding region runs from base 1 to 1323 and encodes 440 amino acids. Lineage: Eukaryota; Metazoa; Chordata; Mammalia; Afrosoricida; Chrysochloridae.
AUGCAGAAGGGAAGAGGGAGAACAAGCCGAAUGAGAAGACGAAAGCGCUUCAAAAGUUCUGAAUCCGGAGGAGUGAAUGAGAGCUACAAGUCUGAAUUUAUAGCGCUUAGGAAGUGGCUGAAAGAUAGGAAGUUUGAAGAUACAAAUUUAACACCUGCUCGCUUUCCAGGUACUGGAAGAGGACUGAUGAGCAAAACAUCCCUGCAGGUGGGACAGAUGAUUAUUUCACUGCCUGAGAGUUGCCUGCUUACCACGGACACGGUGAUUAGAAGUUACUUAGGAGCUUACAUUACUAAGUGGCAGCCGCCUCCAUCUCCUCUGCUGGCUCUCUGCACCUUUCUAGUCUCAGAAAAGCAUGCUGGGGACCAGUCUCCAUGGAAGCCUUACCUAGAGACUCUACCUGAGGCCUACACUUGCCCUGUUUGUUUGGAACCGGAAGUUGUGAAUCUUCUUCCCAGGCCUUUAAUAACAAAGGCCCAAGAGCAGAGGGCCUGGGUGCAGAAGUUUUUUACAUCCUCCAGAGACUUUUUCUUGUCCCUGCAGCCUCUCUUCUCCCAGGCAGUGGGCAGCAUCUUCACCUACAGCGCCCUCCUGUGGGCCUGGUGCACUGUUAACACCAGAGCUGUGUACCUGAGACACAGGCAGCGCAGGUGCUUCUCCGUGGAGCCGGACACGUGUGCGCUCGCCCCGUACUUGGAUCUGCUGAACCACAGUCCAGACGUCCAGGUAAAAGCAGCGUUCAAUGAGGAAACUCGCUGUUAUGAAAUUAGAGCGGCUUCAGGUUACAGAAAACACGAAGAGGUGUUCAUCUGCUAUGGUCCCCAUGAUAACCACAGCCUGCUCUUGGAAUAUGGAUUUGUUUCCACCGGGAAUCCUCACGCUUGUGUUUAUGUCCCAAGAGAUAUUCUUGUUAAAUAUCUCCCAUCAGCGGAUAAGCAGAUGAACAAAAAGAUUUCCAUUUUAAAAGACCAUGGCUUUAUAGACAAUUUGACAUUCGGAUGGGAUGGCCCAUCUUGGAGGUUACUUACAGCUCUCAAGUUGUUAUGUCUGCAAGCUGGAGAAUUUACAUGCUGGAAAAAAGUCCUUCUUGGCGAAAUCAUUUCAAAUACAAAUGAGAAGACAAGUUUGGACAUAACCCAGAAGAUCUGCUCUUAUUUUAUAGAGGAAUCUAAUGCUAUGCUUCAAAAGGUUUCUCAUAUGAAGGAUGAAGAAGUGGCUUUGAUAAACCACCUGACUUUGGUAGAAACUUUAUGGACAGAAGAGCUAAAGAUUCUGCAAGCGUCUGCUGCCGUUCUAAGCAAUUUGCAAACAGCUUUCACCUAA